Messenger RNA from Trichomonas vaginalis G3, 1440 nucleotides. Its product is annotated as serine/threonine-protein phosphatase 6 regulatory subunit family. The transcript has a single exon. Gene Ontology annotation, molecular function: protein phosphatase binding; protein phosphatase regulator activity. Bases 1 to 1440 code for a protein of 479 amino acids. NCBI's taxonomy places the organism in Eukaryota, Parabasalia, Trichomonadida, Trichomonadidae. The record is from RefSeq and is a predicted model, not a curated record.
AUGACUGGGUACGAAAAACCCUCCUUCCCACAAUCCAUUUCAGAACUUAUUAAAAAACCAGAGACGACACUUGAUGACAUUAUUUUCGAUCCAAACAUUUCUCACGCCAUAGAAAGUCCAAUACAAGAAUUUGUAGACUUCCUUUCACGUGAAGACAUCUUGAACUCUCUGAUGGACUAUACUUUGACAACUAAAAUGAUGAAGAAGGAGCACUUUAGAAGAUCUGCAGUUAUUUGCAUUUCUUUAUUAACUUCUGAUAUCCUUGGAUUUGAAACGAAAUUGAUUCAAAAUGGAUUUUUAUUGAACCAGUUCAAGCAAUUCAUAAAUUCAGAAUACUCCAAGGACCCAAUGGUUUCUGGUCAUUUCCAAAGAAUUUUAAUUUCAUCAGCCCGUUUGAGUUCCGGUAAAAUAAUCCGCGAUUUCCCUGAAUUGAAGAUAUACUUAUUUACUCAUAUGCACAAUUUAGCUCUCCGUGAGCUUGUUAUAGUUUUGGCAACAGAUUUCAAAGAAUCUUUCGAUUUUACCAUUGAAACUAUCAAGAAAAUUUGCCAACACCUUCCAUCAGUCGCAAACCCAUACAAUUUCAUCUCUGCGUUUAGAAUUAUUUGCAAACUUCAAUCUCAUCACUAUAAUUUCUUCAAUGAUCCUCAAAUCGUCGAGACAAUAUUAAAUAUCGGUGUUACAACACAGGAUCCACUUCUUGCUUCCGAAUGCUUCUUAUUUGUUGAGAAAUUAACUCAUUGCUUCCCAUUUGUCCACGAUCUCGUCAACAAAUUCGAAAAUAAAUAUACAUUUGAUGCAAGCAAAGUCACAUGCGCUACAGCUACAGCCUUAAAACUCUUCAAAACAGGAGUUCCAACUUUUAUCGAUUCAUUCUUCCAAAACAAAGGAAAUACAGGUCUCGAUUUAGCUCUUAUCCACAUUAUAUCCGAAGUUCCUGACGACCAGCUCUCAAAUAUCAUCAAAGAACAUAAAAUCGUAAAUAGAAUUAUUGAAACAUUCGGAAAGAGCAAAACGAACGGCCAAAUAACAGCCUUUGCCCAAUACAUUGCAGCCCGUACCAAAAAUAUCCCAGAACUCCAAACAGAUGAAUGGAUUGAAUUUGUAUCUACGAAAUUGACACCAAGAAUCAAGCUAAGAGACACACCAUACGCAGGAGGAAUUCCUCACUCGGCGUUCUCCACGUACGAUGACCACGCAGUCUAUCCAGACACGGAAUUCAACAUCGCCGAAGAUGAUUUCAACGAAGAAGAGGUUUUCUCCGACGGACAUAGCUCUGCUGACAAUAGCUUCGACUGCUACGACGACUACGAUGAAGAACCAGUCGAAAAAGCGUCAGUUCAGUUUAUUGAAACUCAAUCUACUUCUCCGGACACUGUUGAGCCAAGAAUCAACAGGUUCAUUAGGGAUAGCAGCAUUCCAAAUCUAUCAGACAAUUAA